CGUUCUUUCUGGCCAACUUGGCUGAAGUGUCAGCAGCGCCGCACCGACAGACUUCUGGAAAGUUUCUGCGUGGUGUCGCCCCCCUCCGCUGCUGUUAUGGCCCCCAGCGCGCAGUUGAAGGAGGCGAUAGCUGAUGUACAGGACGGCAUCCGAGCCAUCCUCCUCGGACCUCCCGGAGCCGGGAAAGGGACUCAGGCUCCCCGGUUAGCGGAGAAGUACUGCGUCUGCCACCUGGCCACAGGAGACAUGCUGAGGGCCAUGGUGGCUUCAGGCUCUGAGCUCGGCAGGAGGCUGAAGGAGACCAUGGACUCCGGCAAGCUGGUCAGCGAUGAGAUGGUGGUGGAGCUCAUAGAGAAGAACCUGGACACGACCGCCUGCAGGAACGGCUUCCUGCUGGACGGCUUUCCCCGAACAGUCAAACAAGCAGAAAUGCUGGACGACUUGUUGGAGAAAAGGGACGAGAAGCUGGACUCUGUGAUCGAGUUCUCCGUGGACGACUCCCUGCUGGUUCGGCGGAUCUGCGGCAGGCUGAUCCACCAGCCCAGCGGCCGCUCCUACCACGAGGAGUUCAACCCCCCCAAACAGCACAUGAAGGAUGACGUGACGGGCGAGCCGCUGAUCCGCCGCAGCGACGACAACGAGACGACGCUGCGCUCCCGCCUGGACGCCUACCACAGGCAGACGUCCCCCCUGGUGCAGUACUACAGCGCCCGGGGUCUGCACGCGGCGGUGGACGCCUCCCAGAGCCCCGGCGUGGUGUUCGCCUCCAUCGUGGCCGCCUUCUCCGCAGCCACGGCCGCCCCGGCCCGCGCCACCGCCUCUGGUUGAAGUCUGAGCUGCUCCGGCCCACUGAGGUGAUCAAACGGAGGAUAGACUGAACUCACUGUGCUGUUAGGCUCCGUCUUAAAGUACAUUUUUAUCCCCUGUAGAUUAUGAAUGAACCAGCUAAUCUCCAAUAAACCUCCUGCUUUUCUACAAUCAUCACA
Molecule: messenger RNA, 986 nt
Organism: Poeciliopsis prolifica (blackstripe livebearer)
Lineage: Eukaryota; Metazoa; Chordata; Actinopteri; Cyprinodontiformes; Poeciliidae
Gene: ak2
Product: adenylate kinase 2
Exons: 7
Coding region: 97-828 (243 amino acids)
Biological process (GO): ADP biosynthetic process
Cellular component (GO): mitochondrion; cytoplasm
Molecular function (GO): AMP kinase activity; ATP binding
Source: RefSeq, a predicted model, not a curated record